UUUUAUGCAGAAGGAAUCUAUACACAGUUAGAUACAAAAAUGAAGGUUAUUUGCAGUGGAAUGCCCAAAACUGGGACGAAAACAAUUUGUACAGCGCUAAGAAUUCUCGGAUUGAAUGUUUAUGAUUUUGAGGAGCAGUUUUGGUACAUUGGUGACCGAUUGGUCAAGCAUUUAGACGGAGGAUGGACGGACGAUGAUAUUAGAGAAAUGUACAACGGGGUUGAUGCUGUAACUGACGUACCAGGGUGCACGUUGUGGGAAGAAAUUCUCCACGCCUACCCCGAUGCUAAGGUUCUUCAUAUGGAAAGAGCUUCCGAUGAAGACUGGGGGAAAAGUUUUCGAAAACAGAUUGGUGCCAUACGUGGUAACAUGUUGAUGAGGUUCCUUGUGACUUUAUCACCAACUGGGAGAAAACUUCGUCAAUUCUUCAACGCGUGUCUUCGGUGUCAAGCGUCGACCGUUCAGUUUUCCCCAUACUUUGAACCUCCGGUUAACGUCCCGUUGGCAAGAUUAAGAUACCGAGAACACAACGCAAACGUUCGCAGGGCUGUUCCAGAAGAUAAAAUUCUUUAUUUCUCGCAUUCUGAUGGUUGGGAACCUCUAUGUAAAUUCCUCGGUGUCCCUGUACCGUCCAAACCUUACCCCCACCGCAAUAAAGGGGGUGAAAUAGUAGAAGAAAUCGUUUCCGAGUCCUACGUGUUCGUUCAGAUUAAAAAAGAAGUUAGAAUAGCGCUAUCCCUCCUAGUGUUAGCAAUUGCGCUUCUUUCUUAUUUCUUUCUCUUCUAAUAUUUCGUUAUUCUGCAAAGUGACAUGCAUUUCAAGGUGCAAAAAUAUGUUUCAUUUUAAAAGUUAUACAAAUAUUUUUAUUUUGGCUUAGAGCAUGUAGCUAAUAAAGCGAAAUAUGUCCCAAGAAAUUUCGUCAAUGUACUGUAUUUACACGUUUUCCAUCUUUUCUGCAAAAUUUAUUCAAACUAAAUGAGUGUUUAACACAAUGCAAUUACUUACACUGUCUCACAAUAAAUCGUUAUCCCACGCAUA
Messenger RNA from Ciona intestinalis (vase tunicate), 1038 nucleotides. RefSeq lists its product as uncharacterized. The record is from RefSeq and is a predicted model, not a curated record. NCBI's taxonomy places the organism in Eukaryota, Metazoa, Chordata, Ascidiacea, Phlebobranchia, Cionidae.